This is a messenger RNA of Danio aesculapii, 3594 nucleotides long. Its product is annotated as androgen-dependent TFPI-regulating protein. The transcript has 6 exons. The coding region runs from base 1179 to 1907 and encodes 242 amino acids. Lineage: Eukaryota; Metazoa; Chordata; Actinopteri; Cypriniformes; Danionidae. The record is from RefSeq and is a predicted model, not a curated record. Gene Ontology annotation, cellular component: membrane; endomembrane system.
UAAUGUCACGGAUUGGCCAGGCUCUUCCACCAGCAUCACGCAACGAUCACCGUCACCUGAGUAUUAACCACGCACAGCUGCACCCAAUCACUUCCAUUCACUAUAUAAGCACACACCUCACUUCAGUCAGUGUCCGGUCUCGUUCCCACGAAGCGGACUCAUAGCGAGUACCUCCUGGUAGUCACUAUCACAUUGAUCUAAUCUCUUGAACUUACCUGCUCUCUGUUUUGUUCCAGUCUGUCCAGUGUUCCCGGUGUCCUAUCUGUAUUGAGUGUGUCUUCAGUCUGUCUUCCCCGCAAGCCCUCUGGUGUGUGCAUUCGGUCUCCCUCAGUGUCUGUCAUCCAUCCUGCUCCGAAGAAGGAAUAUCUGCUCAACCUUACAACAGUCACAUCCCCUUUGUUAUCCUUAUCUGCUCCUCUGCUGUAAUAAACAUCUUUCAUUAUAUACUCACCUAACUUGUCCGUCUGCUUCCAUAACAGUAUGACUACAAUGAGCUUUGAGGACUGCAUCUAUGCAUCUCUGCAAUGACUCAAAUAAGCAAAGAAAGCAUUCUUGCUGGACUCCCAGAGUUCAUCAAGAUUAUUUGGAUUUAUCUUACAGGCCUACUCCUUCAUCUUACCUCAAACAUGCUCAAUAAUGUUUAUGUCUGGUGACUGGCCAAUCCUGGAGCACCUUGACCUUAUGCAACCUGUUGCUUUUUAUUGUAUGUGAAACAACAGUUCAGACAUACUAAACCAUGACAGAACUGUUAUCUUUAAGUUAAUUAUUCUUAAAAUAGUUGCUUUCCUUUGGGAGUUACUUGCUUUUGAGAGUGCUUAUGUGUGACGUGUGUUACGUCUGUUAUGUGACGUGAUCUUUAAAUAGCUCAUGCUGCAGAAAAAUGUGAAGCAUGCAGUUAAGCCUAAAUUCAUCUUUGCCAAAGCAAAUUACAGAACACACUUUUUUUAGUCUGUGAUAUGUAAUCCUGUGUUACAAAAUGAUGUACAGUGUAUGUGACGUCACUUGAAAAAACACUGAGCUCUUUGUGUGAAUUUGUACUUUUGUAAUGGCAUGUCAAAUCCGCCCGUCAAUUUAGGCUAAUCUCUCAAUAUAAGCUUUUCUUUUUCAUAAAUCAGAAUUAGUUCCCCUGGCUUGUCCCAAAGUCUCCCACAGCAGAUAUAACAGUGGAGAUCUCAAUAAUGAAAGUAGUAUUUCAGCAACAGACUUCGACUGCAAAUAUGGCUGGUGUAAUGAAGACAUUUUACCACAUAGCGGCUUUCAGCUGGUAUGCCUUUAUAAUUCAGUGUAUUUAUGCAAAAGAUGUUUCAGAUCUGCCGCCUGGGAUUUUUGUUUAUGGUGGACCCUGGAAAUACCUCACAUUUUUAAACCUGGUCUUACAGAUGGUGUUUUUUGGACUGGCGUCUGUGAAUGACCUUCAGCCUGUGGGGAAAGGCUCAAAGAUGUCUCUUCUCUGCCUCUCCAAGGACUUGCUGUUUUCCGUCUUUGUGUUUCCAGUGGGAAUGUUUGUAGUGCUGCUGUUUUGGCUGAUUUUCGCCUAUGACCGACAGCUGGUCUAUCCCGCUUCAAUAGACAACUUCUUCCCUCCAUGGCUGAAUCAUGCUAUGCACACACUUGUUCUGCCAAUCUUGUUUGGUGAGCUCCUGCUGGAGCCUCAUGUCUUCCCCAAAACUAAAAAUGGUUUAGCGGCUUUAGGAGUGGUUGGUCUCGCUUAUUUAGGAUGGGUGAUCUGGGUGUAUUGUACAGUGGGAAUCUGGGUUUAUCCUUUACUGGGGCUCUUCAGCCACUCAGGAUUGGCCAUCUUCUUCUUCCAUAACAUGCUUGUUGUAACACUGCUGUUUUUACUGGGACAAGCCUUGAACUAUAAAAUUUGGGGGAAAAAACAUCUGAAAUGUCCAAGCUCACGAUGAGUCAGACGGAAGUGCUUUAGAGAUCAAACUUGACAUGUGUUUUACUGUAAAUAUCUUCAGGUGCAUGUCUGAUGUGAAUAUCUGAUGUGAACCAGUUACUGGUGAUCUGAAAAUGCAUCUAUACACUGUUAAGAAUGCUGGGCUACACACAAUCGAUUAGUGAAAACAACAUGAAGGAAUUAUGUUAGCUCAUGAAUUUUUAUUAAUUUAAGUGGAUUGAACAUAAAGCAGUUACGUUGUCCCAAAAAAAAGCUCAAGAAUUGUGUUGUUUCAGCUCAUUUUAAAUAAGUAGUUUGGUCACACUUUAUUUUGAUGGUCCGUUUGUAGAAUUUAAGUUACAUUGCAUCUACAUGCCAACUAAUUCUCAUUAGAUUAUAGGUAGACUGUUAGGUUGGGGUUGGAGUUAGGGUUUAGAGUUAGUGUUAGUGUAAGUUAACAUGUACUUGCAAAGUCUCUUAUAGUCAGUUAAAUGUCUGUUGAAGGAGCAGAAUCAACAGAUAUUAAGCAGACAGUCUACUUAUACUCAAAUGAACCAUCAAAAUAAAGUGUUACCGUAGUUUGAACAAACAGCAAAUCUAAUUUUUUGAAAUCACAUUUAUAUGAUCUGAAUAAUAUAUAUACAUAUUAUUUAUACACCUUUUUGUAUAUUAUUUUCAGAAACCAUUCCACUUCUGCUAAUAUAAAUCUACAUUGUGCAUCUUUACAACUGAUAAUGAAACUGAUGUUCUCUAACAUUUAUUGAACUUGUUUAAUACCAUCAAAAGGUGUUAUCUUUUUAUCUCUUUCAUAUUUUUCUGACUAUAAUAAUGUCUAUCAUACAUUUUUUACCAUGAUUUACAGAAGACACACACUUAAAAGUGAUUUAUUAUAACACUAUUGUUAUAUUUGUUAUAUUGUUAACCCCCAAAGGUUGUUGACAUUAAAAUACCCCCAUAUUACUGAUUACUUGCCAUUUUACAUUUUUCAUACUUUACCAAUAUCCUUCAGACCACAAGGUUUUACCAUUUGCCACACUGUAAACAUUUUAAGCCAGUACAAAAACAACAACAACAAAACAUAUCCUAUAUUUCCUUUUGCUUUUUCUUGUUCACUCAGCUUUUGAAAACAUCAGCUGCACUGACCUAAAAUUAUUAGUCAGUAAUACAAAAUUUUUUUAGUUGGGUUAACAUAAGAUUUUUCGUUUUCUGGAGAGAUGAACUACUCUGUAACAAAACUUUUUAAGCUGAACAUUUUUUUGUCUGCAGAACUGGAAUGCCUGAAGUUAAGUGAACAAAAAAAAACAUAAUCCUUAUUUCCUUUUGUUUUUUCUUGUGUACUCAACUUUUGAAAACAUCAGUUGCACUGACCUAAAUUGUCUGAAGCUGAAUGAUUAUACGAAAUAAUGUUAUGAGAACAAACAAACAUAGUUUACUUGAAAAAAAAUUAAAAAUGAAACAGAGAAAAAUGCUAACAAAACAUUUAUUAGACAGAAUUAUAAACAGGACAGCAGGCAAAACAACAAGGAUCAAAACAUGGCAGGACAAACGGGAAAAUGCUUUGUAAUGCUUCACAGGGGAAAACAAGACUCAGCAACGAGUCUGUGUAAAUGAGCUGUUUAAAAAAACAAGUCAUUUCAAUUUUUUUUUAAGUUGGAUUUUUAACAGUUCAGAAAGUAGUGUUUAACAUUUUGUAUCAUCACUUAUUCUUU